Bufo gargarizans (Asiatic toad) is the source of this 1281-nucleotide messenger RNA. Its product is annotated as olfactory receptor 51E1-like. The record is from RefSeq and is a predicted model, not a curated record. The coding region runs from base 1 to 1281 and encodes 426 amino acids. Gene Ontology annotation, cellular component: membrane. Gene Ontology annotation, molecular function: G protein-coupled receptor activity; olfactory receptor activity. NCBI's taxonomy places the organism in Eukaryota, Metazoa, Chordata, Amphibia, Anura, Bufonidae. The transcript is spliced from 3 exons. Gene Ontology annotation, biological process: G protein-coupled receptor signaling pathway.
AUGGAGUCUGAGUUGAAGUUAAAGUUAGCUGGGCGUCCUGCGGUGGUACACCAGGAGCUAAGCCCUAUGCAUGAGGAACACAACCUGUAUGCCAGCAGCCUUUUUAUGGAAGCCGAGUUGGAAGGCCAGAAGUUCUUCAAAAGACACUUUAGACAUAUGAUGGAGCCAGGGGACGGGAGCGUCAUCAGGCUGACGGCCGCCAAUAACAGAGAGAUGGACAUCCGAGGGAUAGUCUGGAUGCGGGUCCGAAUGUUUGGACAAGACGUCGGCAAUAAGGGGAUCGUGCUGGUGGAUCAUCCAUCCUGGAAAGAAAUGGACAUGACCCUAGGAGACAUGAACUCAUCACAAGCCUCUGGCUCGAUCCCUCCUGAGUUUCUUCUAGUAGGUCUCUCAUGGCUUGAGGGCAAGAAGCUUCCUGCAUCUCUAUUGUUCCUGUUGAUGUACUUGGUGGUCAUCUUCAGUAACUGUACCAUUAUGGCACUCGUCAAGACAGAUAAGAAGCUCCAGAAACCAAUGCAUAUAUUCAUAUCUCUGCUGGCUCUAGUAGACCUCAGUGUAUCCACCUCAGUCAUUCCAAAAGUCUUGACUAUUCUGUGGUUUGAUUCCAACACAAUCACCAGUGCUGGAUGUCUGACUCAGAUCUACGUCCUUUACAGUAUGUUGAGUCUCCAGUCUUCUCUCUUUGCUCUCAUGUCCUUUGACCGUUAUGUGGCUAUCUGUCACCCACUCAGGCAUUCUACCAUAAUGAGCCGAUCCUUCAUGAUUAUAUCUGUGGCCUUCAUUGUGUCACGUACUUCAGUCUUCAUAAUUCCUUUGCCGGUGAUAACAGCCAGACUGACUUUCUGUAAAGUAAACAUUAUUUACCACUCAUAUUGUGAAUAUGUUGAACUUUUAAAGCUUUCCUGUGGAGACCUGCAGUCGUGUUUCAUCCACAUGGCCAUCCUUAUCUGCAUCUUCCCAGGCGGAGACAACAGCCUCAUGAUUUUCUCUUAUGUGCAGAUUUUGAGGGUUGUUUACAUGUUGAAGUCUCCCCAAGCUCGGUGGAAGUCCCUCAGCACUUGUACUUCCCAUGCCAUUCUGCUGUCGUUAUUUUACAUGUCGUCAUGUUUGCCUCUUUAUCUCUUUCUUUUUUAUCCUAAUUCUCCCCUUUAUGUCAAGACAAUCACUGCGACCAUUAGCUUUCUUCUGCUGCCCAUGAUAAACCCAAUCGUUUAUGGAGCAAGAUCUAAAGAAAUUCAGGAUGGACUGAGAAGGGUUUACUGGAGAACACUGCUGUCUUGA